This is a messenger RNA of Ramularia collo-cygni, 882 nucleotides long. RefSeq names its product related to NADH-cytochrome b-5 reductase. The record is from RefSeq and is a predicted model, not a curated record. Bases 1 to 882 code for a protein of 293 amino acids. The transcript is spliced from 5 exons. Gene Ontology annotation, cellular component: mitochondrion. NCBI's taxonomy places the organism in Eukaryota, Fungi, Ascomycota, Dothideomycetes, Mycosphaerellales, Mycosphaerellaceae. Gene Ontology annotation, molecular function: oxidoreductase activity.
AUGGCGACGGUUGGACCGACGCAUGAGUUUCGCACAGCAGAGGAGCCCCGAGAACAAGGCUUGCAUGCCGUGAUUGUAGCGAACAUCAAGGAAGUCAAUGACAACGUUCGAUUGUUGAGGCUGUUUCCAGUCAUCAACCGUACAAUCAAGUUCACACCUGGUCAAUGGGUGGACACUUUCGUUCCAGGAAUACCAAGCGCAGGAGGGUUUACUCUUACGUCAAUUCCACAACAAGCUGUAGCCUCCGACACAUCACCUCCUUACCUAGAGCUUGCAGUUCAAAAGUCAAGAAAUCCACCCAGCAAAUGGCUCUGGCAACCCAGCGAAGACAUUAUUGGCAGUCAAAUUGUCGUCAGAGUUGGUGGCAGCUUCACUUGGCCGCCUCCCCAUCUCGAUGUCCAGAAGAUCGAUAGAUUAGUACUCAUCGCUGGGGGCGUUGGUAUCAACCCUCUCAUCUCGAUCUUCACGCACCUCAUGAGAAGUUCCAGCAGACCAAAGGAAGUUCACUUUCUGUAUGCAACGAAAUCCGAACCGGACCUUGAUCCUCAAAAGAUCCUGUUCUUGCCCCGACUCAUGGACAUCGUUUCUAUGGCGGAAGAUUCCAAUGUCACGUUGAGCCUGUUCGUAACAGGCACCGACUCAGAAGGAGCCAUUGAGCAUGGGAAACUGCCAAAUCGGACUUUUGGCCGACGAAUCGCUGAAGAGGAUGUCGUAAGAGCGAUCGAUGGGUACAAAUCGCGACCAGCUGAUGUCGAAGGCCACCGUGCAUCGACAUUGAGCUACGUCUGCGGUCCGCCUCAGAUGACGGAUCAUUUCGUGAAGCUCUUGAAGAGUCAGCCAGGGAUGUCCGAAGACCGGGUCCUCUGCGAGAAGUGGUGGUAA